AUGACCAAGAAGAGAAGGAACAACAGGCGCGUCAAGAAGGGCCGCGGCCACGUGCAGCCCAGCCGCUGCACCAACUGCACCCGCUGCGUGCCCAAGGACAAGGCCAUCAAGAAGUUCGUCAUCUGCAACAUCGUGGAAGCUGCGGCCGUCAGGGACAUCUCUGAGGCCAGUGUUUUCGACUCUUAUGUGCUCCCCAAACUGUAUGUGAAACUGCAUUACUGUGUGAGCUGCACGAUCCACAGCAAGGUAGUGAGGAAUCUGAAUCGUGAGGCACGAAAGGAUCGGACACCCCCACCCCACUUCAGACCUGCUGGUGCUGUCCCCAGACCCCCUCCAAAGCCAAUGUAA
Messenger RNA from Dromiciops gliroides (monito del monte), 348 nucleotides. Its product is annotated as 40S ribosomal protein S26-like. Gene Ontology annotation, molecular function: mRNA binding; structural constituent of ribosome. NCBI's taxonomy places the organism in Eukaryota, Metazoa, Chordata, Mammalia, Microbiotheria, Microbiotheriidae. The record is from RefSeq and is a predicted model, not a curated record. The transcript has a single exon. Bases 1 to 348 code for a protein of 115 amino acids. Gene Ontology annotation, biological process: translation. Gene Ontology annotation, cellular component: ribosome; cytosolic small ribosomal subunit.